GUAGCUGGUGCAUUAAUGCUAGUGAAUCAUUAAGAUGUCUAUGGUCUAUAUCUAGAUUAAUAAUAAUAAGGCAGCGCAGAUAAGGUCGAAAAUUGGGACGGCUACAUGGUCGUUCAGUAUGCUUGCCAAGGACAGACACCAUGGGACAGACGUAGACGGCAAAAGAAAAUAUCUAGAAUAGAGUAGCUAUUUUUACAGUUCACAAUUUUAAAACACAAUAGCGUCAUCACAACAAUAAUGGCGGCAACAUCAACCGCAGAUGAAAUUUGUAAAUAUGCUUACGAAGGAAAUUUGGCAUCAUUAAGAUUCAAACUUGAUGGAAAUAAAGAGUUAGCAACGAAAAAAGACACAAGUGGACGUACUCCAUUGCACUGGGCUGCUUCUGGGGGUAGGACUGAUGUUGCAGAGUAUCUUUUGUCACUGGAUAUUCCGGUGGAUGAGAGAGAUGAGACACAGUGGACUCCACUCAUCAUUGCCUCAUCCGCUGGUAGAGUUCAAAUAGUGCAUGACCUAAUUGCAUGCGGAGCGCAAGUGAAUGCCGUCAAUAGCACGGGUCAAAGUUCACUGCACUAUGCAGCAUCGAAAGGCUGGAUGGAGAUUUGCGAGAUGUUAAUUAAGAAUGGAGUAGAUAUUGACUGUGUUGAUUCACUGGGCCACACACCUCUCCAUAGAGCUGCCAGCAAAGGCAACUUAGCUGUUGUGCAACUUCUCCUUUCAUCUGAAGCUAAGCUAGAUUUAAGAGAUAAUACAGGAUGCACUCCUUUACAUUUGGCUUGUGAAGAUGAUAAGGGAGAAGUUGCCAGACUGCUCAUCAAACAUGGAGCCAAAAUAGAUAUAAGAAAUAAUGACAAGAAAACAGCUUUCGAAUUGGCGCCUAAAACCUUGAAACAUAACUUGGAAAACAGCUUCCAGCAUAUCAGAUAGGGGAGACAUCUUGAAUCAGAGGAUCAUCCGGCAAUGUUGUUGUUGAUUUUUUUUAAUGUCAAGAACUUUAUAUUAAAGUCAAAGUAUUGCAUCACA
Molecule: messenger RNA, 1020 nt
Organism: Biomphalaria glabrata
Lineage: Eukaryota; Metazoa; Mollusca; Gastropoda; Planorbidae
Product: 26S proteasome non-ATPase regulatory subunit 10-like
Exons: 6
Coding region: 238-924 (228 amino acids)
Cellular component (GO): cytoplasm; nucleus
Molecular function (GO): protein binding
Source: RefSeq, a predicted model, not a curated record